AUCCAUUGCCUUUUUUGGAUUGAUCGUGGUACAUUAAAAAUUAUAUAUAUCCAGUUUUCGCGUGUUCGGUGCAAAAUUUUCGGCCGGCUAGGCGUUAGUUGCAUCGCGAACGGUGUGGUCGUAUGUAGGUUUUAGGUUAACAUUGUGAUCCCGACGUGUGACGUCUCCCUCAGCGUGUGUUAAGUCGUCCUGUAGACCGUAUCCUAUGUGUGGUGUGUGCGUGCGUGCGUCCGGGUGUUAACCGUGUGUGCCGAUCCAUGACGUGGAGCAUCGAUAUUUUUCGAUAAAGAAUCAAACGAAAUAGUACAACGCGGGCUUAAACGCAAAGGUGUUUGAAGAAAGUGAAACGACCGGAACGGUAUUUGAUAGCGCACUUGUUCGCAAUAGUGAAGAUUAUCGUCGGCGAUCGUCGUCGUGGUGGCACCGGCAAACGGUAGUGAACAUCGGCGACCAGCAAGAUGUCGUUUCGUGUGGUGAGAAGUUCCAAGUUCCGGCACGUGUACGGGCAGGCGCUGAAGCGCGAACAGUGCUACGACAAUAUUCGCGUGUCGAAGAGUAGCUGGGACUCGACGUUCUGCGCGGUCAAUCCGAAGUUCCUGGCCAUCAUCGUCGAGUCGGCCGGGGGCGGUGCCUUCAUCGUGUUGCCCCACAAUAAGGUCGGACGCAUAGCGGCGGAUCAUGCGCUGGUGGGUGGACACAAGGGCCCGGUCCUGGAUAUCGCCUGGUGUCCGCACAACGACAAUGUCAUCGCAUCUGGGUCAGAGGAUUGCGUCGUGAAGGUAUGGCAAAUCCCAGACGGAGGCCUUUCACGAACGCUCACGGAACCGGUGGUCGACCUGGUGUACCAUCAGCGGCGCGUUGGCCUCGUCCUGUGGCACCCGUCCGCCCUGAACGUGCUGCUGACGGCCGGCUCGGACAACCUGAUCGUCGUGUGGAACGUUGGCACGGGGGAGGUGCUGGUGCGCAUGGACUGCCACCCGGACACGAUCUACAGUGCGUGCUGGAACUGGGACGGCUCGCAGCUGGUGACGACGUGCAAGGACAAGAAGAUCCGCAUCCUGAACCCGCGCAACGGCGAGGUGCUGAACGAGGCGCUGGCGCACGAGGGUUCGAAGGCGACGCGUGCCAUCUUCCUGCGGCACGGGCUGAUCUUUACCACCGGCUUCAAUCGGUCGUCGGAGCGGCAGUACUCGCUGCGGGCACCGGACGCGCUCGGCGACCCGAUCGUGAUGGUCGACCUGGACACGUCGAACGGCGUCAUGUUCCCGCUGUACGACCCGGACACCAACCUGAUCUACCUGUGCGGAAAGGGUGACUCCGUCAUCCGUUACUUCGAGGUGACGCCCGAGCAGCCGUUCGUGCACUACAUCAAUCAGUUCCAGACGCCGGACUCGCAGCGCGCCAUCGGCAUGAUGCCGAAGCGGGGUUGCGACGUGAGCACGUGCGAGGUCGCGCGGUUCUACCGGCUCAACAAUAGCGGCCUGUGUCAGGUGAUCUCGAUGACGGUGCCACGCAAAAGCGAGCUGUUCCAGGAGGAUCUCUACCCGGACACGCUGGCCGACGAGGCGUCCAUCUCGGCGGAGGACUGGAUCGGGGGUUCCGAUGUCGACCCGCAGCUCAUCUCGCUGAAGGGCGGCUACGUGUCGCAGGCGCAGAGCACCCAGCUGACGGUGACCAAGAAGUCGAACGUGCUGGACAAGAUGGCCCCGAAGGCGGGCGUCGGUGGUGGCGGUGGCGGUGGCGGCGGCCCCAAGUCGGCCCUCUCGGCACCGGGAUCGGCGGGCGCCUCGGCCAACGGGUCACCGGUGACGGUCAACAAUGGUACCAGCGGUGGUGGCAGCACAUCCCCGGCCAACAAUGGAACGCAACAGAUCACGAUUGGUGGCGUAUCGGAGCAACAGUUCGGCGAGCUGAGGACAAAGUUCGAGGAGGAAUUCCGCAAGCUGAAGGCAAUCAUUGUGAAGCACGAAAAUCGGAUCCGGUCGCUCGAGGCCACGGUGAAAGCGAUGACCGACCGGGGGCUUACGGACGCGGUGGACGGUGGCCUAGCACCUGCAGCACCUUCUGCCACCUCGUCGUCCCCUGCGCCACCGUCCUCGCUCCCCCCAAGCACAGACGAUGCGACGCAUCAGCAGCAGAACGCGGAUGAUGGAGGCCACUACCACAACACCAGUGUUGGCCUGGAAGGAGUCUAGAACGGGGGAGGGUCCACGAGAACAACCCCCCACCCAUCCACGAGGGAGUUUUGGAAGUAGCUGCAAACCUCCCCGCCCCCAUUUUGUCUCUCCUUCUCUUUGCUCCAAAAACCCUCUGCUUACCUCAUAAAGCCGGCACAGUGGCGGCAUUCGUCCCAUUUCCUUUGCAUGGUGAGGUCUUAGGUCUUUAGUCUUAGCUUUCCUACCCUGCUCCAGACCCUCCCGGAUAUUAGGUACUAGAAGCAGCUUCCUUUUGAUUUUGCCAAACGUUGCGAACACAACGCGUCCUGAAAAGAAAGGAAGAGAUAAAACCGAAGUAUAAGAAAUACGAACAAAAAAAGAACACAAAACUAGAUGCACCCCAACCGUAUCUGCCCCGUCUCUGACACGUUGUUCGUUGAUGGGCCUAUAGAGUUUGUAAAUUAAUUGCCUGCCACAGCAGAACGCAGGCGGGACAGGUGGUUGCGAUUGACAUGGUGGAACAAGAGAGCGGGAGAGCGCACAUUUUGAAACAUCCCGCAGUAGCAGGGAUUGCCUUAUGCUGGCAGGCGGUGUGUAAAUGGCAAAGCAAACAGAUUAACUUAUCAAAGUAAUGAAACGAACGCAACAACUAUCAACUCACAUCCUUCUGGCGGUAGGAAUUGACGAAUGCCUUUCGCUCGUUUGCCGGAAGACGUAUCGGCACCGGCUGGAUAUGGAGGAAGUGAAUUGCACGACAGAACUGCGAAUCAAGCAUACUAAUGUUAAACAUCACAAAACAAGAAAACAAUGCCUUCAUAUGUAGGACAGCAAACCGUGUGCUUCAAGCUGCGCUGAUAGAAAGAAAGAGAUUUUGUACUUGUAAUGUAUGUUUUUUAUACUAACUUUUUUGUGUCUCCACUGCGGCGGCCUUGGAGAUGAAAGCAUUCAGUCGUCAUCGUCGACGCACAUGCCUUUAGCCUAGCACACAUGCCUCUGAGGGGGAGCCCUUGAUCGAGUGUGACGAUUGAUCGAAUUUGAGCGAUAAGAAACAAUAACACAAAAAUAACGACAGACGGUUACGUAUUAGAAACUAGUGCUUGGGUUGGCUGGCGGGGAAGCAGGGAAGAGACGCGAAUGUGCGUCGUGUAUUCCUCUCUAUUAUUUCUUUUCUUCAUUGCGCUUUCGGUUUUGUUGUUCGGGCACAAAUUCGAACAGAGAAAACGUAGGAAUGAUCCAUUUUUGGCCAAUAAGAAACAAUUAUAAAUGAGCUUCGAAACCCGAGAACUGAUACUAAAUAAAAACAACACACACACACACAGAAGAAGCAAAACAUAGAUAGGAAAACUUUGCUAAAGAAAAAUGAACAAAAAACAUAACAAACAAAAGAUAGAGAAAAGAUCAAUACAAACAGGACGGUUUAGGUGUUGGGCCUUCCUUUAGCGAGGAGAAAAGCGACUUUGCAAGCCAGGAUCCAGCAAAACUGUCGAACUUUUGACACGAAAAAAAGAACCCGCGCAAGGAGAAAGAUGUAAAAGAAUACAAGAAGAAACAUGCCCGAGGCGAACGUUGGCCGUAUAGGACCAUCAUGCCGGAGCGGAGCAAAUGUAAGGAGCGAAAAUUGGAUGAAUGAUCGGUGCGAUGCGAUUCAUACUUAUUAUUAAAUUAAUUCUUAUUACUUGUUUUUAUGAUUAGAUAAAUCAAACAAACAAAGAGAGAAAACGAGCAAAACACUGAAACAAAGGUAUAUUA
Molecule: messenger RNA, 3905 nt
Organism: Anopheles coustani
Lineage: Eukaryota; Metazoa; Arthropoda; Insecta; Diptera; Culicidae
Gene: coro
Product: coronin-1C-A
Exons: 6
Coding region: 459-2195 (578 amino acids)
Biological process (GO): actin filament organization
Molecular function (GO): actin filament binding
Source: RefSeq, a predicted model, not a curated record